AUGCCCGCUCACUCGAACGACUCGCACCGCUUCCAGCUCGUAAAGCGUCAAGCUGGCGAGAGCACAACAACCACCACCACCACCUUGACCACUACCACCACCAGGCUCAUCCCGACCAACACUGGCACCGGCGGCGGCGGCAACGGCGGCGGCAACGGCGGCGGCAACAACAACGGCGGCAGCAACGGCGCAACCAACACGGCCGCCCAGACGACGGCCGUCCAGACCCAGGCCACCCGCUCGCCGACGACCUUGCCCGUGUCGCCCACGAGGACGACGGCCUUCUCGACCAUCUCGACCGUGCAGCCUGGCUUCGUCCCGAACACGGCCAACUCGCCCCAGGCCAACUCGUUCGUGACCUCGUUCGUCAACUCGGCCGUGCAGAACAGCCUCGCGACGGGCGGCAACGGCGGCCUCCUCACGUCGCAGGGCCAGGGAGCAGGAGCGGGAGGGUUCAGCACCGUGACCCAGACGGUGCCCAACACGGGCGCAGGAGGAGGCGCGCAGACGGUCGUCAUCGUCAUCUCCUACGCCCCGAUGCCGUCCUCGUCGUCGAUCUCGUCCAUGCUCAACAUCUCGUCGACCCUCAACUCGACCUCGUCCGAGCUCCCCUCGUCGACGUCGACGACCUCGUCCACCUCGUCCUUCUCGCUCCCGUCCGCACCCGCCGAGUCGGCCGCGAGCGCAGACGGCGCCGGCGGCAACAAGGGCUUGAGCAAGGGCGCCAUCGCCGGCAUCGUCGUCGCGAGCGUCCUCGGCGGCCUAGCGCUCCUCGCGCUCCUCGCCCUCCUCGCGCGCUACCUCCUCAACCGCCGCCGCACCCGAGGCAACGAGGACGACGCCCUCAGCAUGCUCGGACCCACCGGGCCCAUGUCGCGCGAGUCGUACGCCGCUCAGGGCGGCCCAGGCGGCUCGUCGGCCUUCCUCAACGGCGGCCAGGACGGGCCGGGACCCAUGAUGUCGCAGGCGCGCUGA
Messenger RNA from Rhodotorula graminis WP1, 975 nucleotides. RefSeq lists its product as uncharacterized. The record is from RefSeq and is a predicted model, not a curated record. Lineage: Eukaryota; Fungi; Basidiomycota; Microbotryomycetes; Sporidiobolales; Sporidiobolaceae. The transcript is spliced from 4 exons. Bases 1 to 975 code for a protein of 324 amino acids.